CAUACAUGGUCGUUCCAAUUCGCCCAUGGCCACUUGGUAGCAAGUGAAAGCGGCUGCUUUGGCGCUGUGCCGGAAGCCAAUGGACCAAGAAGGCGGAUGCACCUCCCAGGCCCGGCGCUUGGCCUUGGCUCAUGGCGAUUGGGAGAAGGCCCAUGGCCCUUUGAAAGGUGCUCAGCUGGGGCACUUGUCGCGGCUGCAGGGCUAUGCCCCCACAGAGGCGCAGCUGAAGCCUUACCAGGAGUCCGAGCGGAUUUCCGCGGAGAACUUUGUGAAGUUCUGCGAAGAGGUCGGCUAUGAGGAUCCGUCCUUCGAGGAGCUGAGCUCGGUCUUUGCGCCCUUCGACCCGGAAGGCACGGGGCAGAUCCCCAAGGAGGUGUUCCUGCAUCUCAUGACCUCUGUGGGCGAUCGCUUUGAAGCCGAAGAAGUGGACUCCAUGAUGGUGGACCUACAGAGCGGCAAAGAAGCACUGUGCCAGGUCAUGCCCUUUUUGGGCGUAAAGGUGGGCGAGGUGAGCGAGGGCCCGCUCAGUUGCCGAGGCCGGGUUGGUGUAGUUACGAAUCAAGUGGGCGCGGGAGUUGAGGCCAGACAAACGUAGCCGUUGGGAACCUGCGGAAGCGUGGUCGCUGAUCUUCCAUGGGGCAUGUGGUGGGAUGUAGGUGAUCGCGCGUUGAGUGAGAUCCACAUCGAAGCCACUGGAGGUGCAUGUCCUCCACAGGUCGCAGCUCUACUGGAUUGCGGAAGAAACCCGGAUGAAUCAAAGUUUGGAUGCCGAUGUGGUUCAGGAAGGUAUCGUUGAACGUGAUGAAGCGAUUGUCGACAUAGCGAUAGUAGGCAAAGUGCAUCUGGGUGUGGUGGGUCAGGCUGUGGUGCAAUUGAGUCCAGGAGUGUUCGAUGAGGGUAGUGGCGACAUUGCACAAGGCAGGUGAGAGUUGGGACCCAAUCCCUGCUCCACGUGUCUGUUUGAAGCUUUUUCAAUGGUUGGAAUGUCUUCCGUGUCGAUGGUGCGUUGCGUGGGGUGGCGGCGGUGAUGUUGUCCAAUGUGGGACAAUUGGAUGGGAUUGCCGGCGGCCAAAAUGUCAAUGGUGAGAGUGGGUGUGUCAUACGUGGGAUUCCACUUGGUGGUGAGGCUUGUUACCGCGUCCAGCAGGCGGUUUUGUGGUACUGAGUUGAAGAACCCAACGAGGUCAUCAUUGAUGGCGUGUAGAGUAAUGUGUGAAGGUAGUAAAAGGCGGAGGAUCACAGUUGUGAUUGCGGUGGAGGCAGCUCGAAGAGUACCGAAGUGGGAUUUGAAGUACGAAAUGAUGGUGCGGCCUUUCUGCCAGUGCUUCUUGGCUUUCAGGUGGACGAUGCCAUAAGGCAUGGUGAAUUGGGCACGAAAGCCCCAUCGGUAUUUUCUGCGUAGGUGGCCUGGGAAGGCUUGCUGGAGGUGGAGUCGAAUGGUGUCGUUGGUGUGAUCCGGGAGAGGUUGGAAAAGUUCAGGUGACUGCCAGGUGGCAAGACAUCCUUGGAAAUAGAUCUUCGGGCAAAAGACCCGCAGGUGUUGCAGUUCAUGGUCGGCGUGGUGGAGGACUACCUGGUCACCAAGGAAGUGUUGCAACUGUUUGAUGGAACGUGCUGUGAAUCGUGGUUCGGUGUGUAGAUGUUGGAGGUGUUAGUGCCAUUGGUCGGCCAGGGAAUGCUGGGCGUGUGCGACAAGCGUAGGUGGCAAUCCGUGAUGUUUCAGCCGGCUUUGUGGAAAGUGCCAAACAAAGUAUUGGUGUUUGGUAGGAAAGAAGUGCUGCUCAUGUUGGCGCCAAGGAAAUGGCGCAGGUGGGGUGGCAGUUGUAGGUCAUCCAAUGUGACAAUGAGGUGAUCAGCUGCUCGUGGGUGGUCCCUUUGAUCUAGUAGUGUGCUGAGGUGUGUACAGACGCAGGGGAGCUGUUCCUCGUGAGGGGGAUAGUGGAAAACCUGUUGCGGUACUUCAAGGCUUCGUUGAGAAUGUGCAUGGCUGCAUGGCCUUGCUCCGUCCUGGUUCUUCAAGCCUGGCGGCCACACGUCGAAUGGCGUAGACCUCGAGUUCUGAGUAGCGACCUGAGCGAAGCUGGCGCGCGGUAUCGUAGGAAGCUCGAAUGGGUUUGGUCAGUUUAUGUAAGACAGUGAGUGCAUGUAGUUUGUGGGAUGUGUGUAGGACUGGUUGCUUGGUGGUGCGUAGACGUCGUCUCAGGCGACGGAAAAGUCUGUAGUGAUUGGCCAGGCGUGGGUAGAAAUGGGCGCGGUGGCGUGUGAAUUGCCAGCCGUCAAGCUUGAGUUUGAGGUGUUGUGAUACAAAUGGCCAGUUGAGUUCGUAGACCCAUGCUUGGUCAUAGUCCGAAAAGGUAGAAAUGUGUAUGGUGGAGUAGUUGGUGAUGGUGCCUGCGGAGUGCCAGUGCGGAGUGAAAGUUCCGCUGAAAUGGGUGUGUUGUGUGAGAGUUGUUUGAGUUUGGCUUGUCUGUUGGUGACAUGGCCGGUGGAUUGACGGUUGGUAGUGCUGGUACUGC
Molecule: messenger RNA, 2516 nt
Organism: Durusdinium trenchii
Lineage: Eukaryota; Dinophyceae; Suessiales; Symbiodiniaceae
Source: the annotation of a GenBank genome assembly